Messenger RNA from Haliotis rubra (blacklip abalone), 7350 nucleotides. RefSeq lists its product as uncharacterized. Bases 252 to 5246 code for a protein of 1664 amino acids. The transcript is spliced from 5 exons. The record is from RefSeq and is a predicted model, not a curated record. Gene Ontology annotation, molecular function: protein binding. Lineage: Eukaryota; Metazoa; Mollusca; Gastropoda; Lepetellida; Haliotidae.
GAUUCCCCUGGUGACGUCACACGCCGUCUCGUGCCAGCAGCAUGCGUCACAGUCAUCCGCUAUCUUUUCCGCAUUGGAUGUUUACAGUUGCUACAAGGAAAUUACACAUACACUCUGAGAGUCAAGAUGGCUUUAGCACAAGACAAAAAGUCGCUAGAGCUCAGUAGACAAACAGCUACCAACUGAACACCACUCGAUUAUCAGAAUGGUAGUCACCAGAGUUGUUACAAGUCAGUGUGUAAGUGUGUAUCAUGUCCAGAAGACAGUCACGUCUUGCAUGUGUGUUCCCUGCCGCUGAGGAACAAGCUGUAGACGGACAUAGCAGACAACAAACACCCAGUUACAGAGCAGCAUCCAGUGGCAGUGAUGACCUGAUAGACUUGUCUGACAUUGGCUGCGCUGACUGCUCUGUGGACAGUCUGUCAAAUAAAUCCAAAGUGGGUGGCAUUCCCAUUGAUUCUGUGAAACAGGGUGCGGUGUGUCUGAGAAACUCCCACCUCAUGCAGACUGAUGGGAAUGUUGUUUGUGGAGGUGGCGAUCAGACUGUUACAUGGGCAACGUGGGGACAAGCUACGUCUUGGAAGGGGGAUCCUUUGUGUCAUCCUGUUCACAAUAGAGAUGUACAAGGGCAUCCAGUUCCUUUGACAAGAGGGGGUCAUGAUACAGGUGUGCAAGUACCUAUAACGAAUGUUGGUUAUCAAGGAUGUUCUGAUACAGGUGUACAAGGAUUCCAAGUACCUGUAACAAGGGUUGGUUAUCAAGGAGGUCAUGAUACAGGUGUUCAAGGAUUCCAAGUACCUGUAAUGAGUGUUGGUUAUCAAGGGGGUCAUGAUACAGGUGUGCAAGGAUUCCAAAUACCUGUAACGAGCGUUGGCUAUGAAGGUCAUGCUACAAGUAUACCAGGGUACCAACUGCCAGUAAUAAAUGUUGGUUCUGUGACAGUGAAUGGUAGGCACAAGAGACAGGCAGUUUGGCCUCGAACUUCAUCCAUACCCGUGAGAAGUGCAGACCUAGGAGUAAGCAAUAUGGAGACUGAUUAUGUCCAACCUGACAAAAGGCACCCAGCAGAACAGGGCUCAGUGAAUGCAGGUAAUGACCAUUGGUCACCUGGCAAAUAUGGUGCGGUGGGGGGUUCUGAAGGACAACACAAUCAUUCAGUGGAUCCACCAGCCUCACAGGGAUCCAAAAGAAAUCACAGAAUUGAGAGUGAUUCAUUGUUGCAGAUGAUACCCAAUGGGCAGGAGGACUAUACUGUGGACACUCCAUUUACCAUGAAGGACAUUAUGGGAGAAUUUCGGUCAAAUAUGAACUGGUCUAUGACAAGCAGUGGAAUGACCUCCAAUAGCUCAGAGGAUUCAUUUUUUAUUUCCAGAACAAAUCUAUCUAAGGGACUCAGAAUUGAUGAAAUACCCGCAAAGAUGCAGACAGAGAUGAAAGCAGUUCUAUCUGACUGUAAAUUGAAGUCCACAGUUGCCUGUGAAGGGAUAGGUGAUACAGGGACACCAUCCAAUCUACAUGAGGCUUUGGGUGGAAGAGAUCCAGCAGGUGAGGCUGAUGUCUCCGAGGAAGCUUCUCUGAUGAAGAUGAUGAGCAAUAUGAAAUUAGAUGGAUGGCAUUCACACAGUCAAACAGCAAAUGGGGUUACAUGCAAUGACAUAUUCACCACUGGGAACGAUAAAGAAAGGAAAAAGUAUUGUCUUAAAGUUGAUGAGAGUCAUGCUGGUAUACAUUCAGCUUCACAUGGAGACAACACUGCUGAAUCAACAACACACAAUGCCCAUGGUAUCCAGUCAGGUAGACACUUCCCAGUCCUUGAUGCUGCAGACGUGACAGGGGUGAGCAGACGUGAGAUGGAUAGAAGUGAGAGGGAUAAAAAUGUGAUGGGGAAAAGUGAAAAAGAUCAAAGUGAAUUGGGCACAAGUGAGAUGGGCAGAAAGGAAUUGGGCACAAGUGAGAUGGGCAGAAAGGAAUUGGGCACAAGUGAGAUGCGCAGAAAGGAAUUGGGCACAAGUAAGAUGGGCAGAAAGGAAUUGGGCACAAGUAAGAUGGGCAGCAGUCAGUUGGGAAAAAGUGAAAUGGAGCAAAGUGAAAUGGGCAGAAGUGAAAUAGGAGAAAGGGAAUUCGGCAAAAAUAAAAUGGGCAGAAGUGAACCGUAUCGAAGUGAACUGGGCAAAAGCGUAAUGGGCAGAGGUGAAAUGGGAAUAAGUGAAACAGGGCUAGCACAAAUAGACAAAAUUAUGAAAGAUGUCCAUAGGAGAGGUAGAAGUCAGAAAGGAAUACAAGACUUUGAUGAAAUAAAGACAGAGAAGAGAGAACAGGCAGAGAGAAUCACUGACACUGAGAGAGAACUACAGCAUUGUGCAGGAGCUGCUGAACAGAUACGAAGUUCGUCUUCCCUGCCAUUGUUAGAGGACCCUCCUCACAUUCAGUUGGAAAUGGAUGAACGGGUAAAGAUAGAUGAAUUCUUGAAUAUGAAAUCCAAAUAUCAGCCUAUCAAUCCAGCCUCCAUAAUGGUGGAAGACUGCUCGGAUGAAGAUUCAAGUCAGUUCUGUAAACGACCAUUACCAUUUGAACAGACUGGUGUUGAUACUGUGACUGAAACAGUAGGACAGAUACUUCUGGAUAAACAGAGGAUGCCUUUAGCAAGACACUUAGAGAAAGAUAUAUUUCUGGGAAAUGUGGAUCACAUGAGUACAUUAGCUCUACCUUUUGGUAAUGCAGCAGGCUGCUCAUCUCUGAAGAGAAAUCAGAAUCUGACUGUUAACAGAGCAAGUCAAGACAAGAGUGCCAUGGCGGUUUCUGUCAAUCGCUCCAACAAUGUGCAAGCAGUGGGAAACUUAAACUACAAUAAAAAUAUCUUCAAGAUGUCAACGGGGGAAGGUUACCAUAACAUUAGAACUCAGAGCCUGAGGGAGAUUGCAAGUAAUGAGAAGCUGUUUGUCCAGACAGAGGCUUUUCAUGAAGUAUGGAAAGUGUCAAAGGAGGAAAACGUGGUAUUCAUUGUUGGACCUCCUGGAGCAGGCAAGACCAUGAUAGCAAAAGCAGUUCUUCUGAAAUUGCGAAAAGAGCAGGACUUUGAACCUCUGAUCCUGUUAAGUGUACAAGAAAUGAGGGAGGCAUUGAACAUAGAUGAGAAACAGGGAAUAUUCAUCAAAAACACUUUUGGAGUAUCAGACUUCGAUCAAGCGAAGCUAAAUUUGUUGCUGGAGUAUUUUGCCUCAGUUAGCGUUUGUGUUUCUGGUAACAAAAGGUUCAUCUUUACUUGCAACAACAGGAUUUUUACAAAAUGUCGGCCAUAUUUAAAACUUAAGAAAUUCUUUACUGCAAGUUCUGUUGUCGAUGUGAAACAGGUUGGUGGCUUGACCGUCAGUGACAAAAGAACCAUCUUGUAUACACAUCUCAAGCAACGCGAUGUUAUCCUUCCAGAUGACUUAGUGGAUAAAAUUGUAAACUGUGCAAAUAAUUCCACACUUGCCUUCCCCAAAUGUUGUGAAAUAUUUACAAAGUCACCAUAUUUACAUGACCAAGGAAAAUCUGUUAAGUUCUUCCAGAAGCCAGUUCUAUACUAUAAGCUUUCAGCUCAAUUGUUGUGGCAAAAGGAUGAUAAGAGCUAUUUUAUAGUACUAUUGCUUGUGAUGGUUUUGGGAGAGCUACAGGAUUCCUUCCUUAAAGAUGUAUUAGAAGACAGUCUCAUUCUGAAGAAAGCAGAAAAAGUUCUUGCCAUGUUGCCAUAUGAAGUGACGUUGACUCAACUAGAAUCAGCCACCAAAGAUCUUCUGAAUGAAGGCCUGUACCUGAAAAGGUCUGAAAACAACGAUUCCUUCAUCUUCAUAGAUAGCUGUGUAUGCGAUGCUGUUGCUAUUGUAUUUGGGACUGAAUAUCCCAAACAACUUCUGCAGAUUUGUUCUGGGGAAUUUCUGUGUGAGAGAGUGCUUGUAAAUUCUCAAAGUAAGGAAGAAAAUGAUGAGGGAAAUUUCCCAAUAAGGAGUGGUCAUUUUGACUUCUUGUCUGAAAGAUUUGUGACUGAGAUACGCUCAGGUUCUCCAUAUCUGGUUACUCGUCAUCAAGCUUUAGGUGAUGGUUCAUUUAUCAAGAGUUUCGCAAAUUACUGUGAGACUAAAACAGAUAUCAACUCCAUCCUAAAAUCAAAAGACAAUCUUCAUCAAUUUCCGUUAUUAUUUUGGUCAUCAUGGAAUGAGAAAGAACACUUGUUUCGGUGGAUUUUCCAUGAACACAAGAAACGCAAGCUACCAAUAUCUAAAGAGGACAUUAAAAGAAUCGCUCGAGCAUGUUGUAUCUCAGGAAAUGUAGGGGCUCUGAAAAUAGUUUUCAAGGUUGUAAAAUCAUCUUCCGAUAUGGUAGAAGACUGUGCAACAAUGUCCCUUGCAAUGCCAACAUGUAGUGAAGCUUCCUUGACUGUGUCCCCAGUUGAAGGAGUUGUUCAAGUAGGUGGGUUGCUUAACACUGCAUGUCUCCAUGGUCAUCUCCCAGUGGUGGAGCUGCUGGUGACCGAAUACCACUCUCCAGUUGACCUUCAUGAUCACUAUGACAACACUCCCUUGACCAUUGCGGCCAAACAUGGACAUGCCAACAUCGUGAAGUUUCUGAUAGAUCAAGGAGCAAAAGCAAAGAUAGGGCAUCAGUUGAAAAAGAUGGCAAUACAUGAAGCCUGUGAAAACGGAAGGACUGAAGUGGUGAAGGUUUUACUGACAGCCUGGCCUAAACUUGUAGACGUUAUUGGUCCAGCUCCCGACCUACGGUUCCCUAUACAUUAUGCAUGUGCAAGUAAGGAACCCCAGUUGGUGAAACUGCUUGUUGAGAAAGGUGCUGUUCCUAAAUGCGUGGAUUCUACCAAUAACACUGCGUUCCACACUGCUUGCUGUAGGCCAGGGGGUCUGCGGGUUCUAAAAGAACUGAAACCAACUUUGCAGGAUUUAAAAUUACAGAACAAGUUCCUUGCCACAUGUCUUCAUCUUGCUUGUGAGUUUGGGGGGCCUGCCAUGGUUGAGUUUCUAAUCAAGAAAGGUGCAGACGUGAAUGCUUUGAACAACAAGAAGCAGACAUCACUACAUGUUGCAUGUCAGAGGAAUCAUGUUGCAAUUGCUGAAAAGCUCUUGAAGAAUGGAGCUGAUGUGUUUGCCUUGGACAUCACGAAAAAACCCGCUCUGAAGCUAACAACACACAAAAAGUUACAGAAGUUUCUAAUUGAACAAAUGAAUGAGAGUGAUAAAGUAAAUCAGAAAUGAUUCACCAUCACGAUCAUGAUCACGAUUACGAUCAUGUGUGUUUGUCAUGCUUCUGAAACCAGGGCAGAUUCCCCACAUGGUAAAAUGUGUGAAGUCCAAUUGUGGUCUCUCCCCCCAACCCCUCUGUCAGCAAACAAAAUGUUCCACAACUUACUCAUAGAACAAGUUACAACAAGUGAAUGUGAGUAAGGAAAUGUGUGGGUGUUCCUGGUCCAGCAGGUACAUCAGCAAUGAUUCAUCUGCACAGCAACAAAUUAGCUAAGUUAAGUUUGUUUGUUUUUUGUUGUCAUUUCUUUUUUUGUUUUUGUUUGUUUUGUUUUUAUUUUGCAUGUGUGUGAGAGAGAGAGAGUGUGUGUGAGUUUGUCUGUGGUAUAAGAGUGUUUGUGUGCGAGUGUGAGAGAGUGUGUUUGUGUGUGAGAGAGUUUGUGUGAGAGUGUGUGUGUGUGUGUGUGUGAGAGAGAGAGAGAGAGAGAGUGUGUGUGUGUGUGUGUGUGUGUGUGUGUGUGAGACACCAAAAACUAAAUAUGAAUGUGAAAUCAACGAAGAAUAUUUCUUUAAAAUAUUAAGACAACUUAAUGUUUAAAAUAAUUCAUUAUACUCACUACAUGUGUCCAUCCUACAGCUUGCACUAUUGAGAUGUCAUACCAUUGUCUGUCUUCCACAUGCACUAGGCUGUUGUGCUUGGGCGUUUGAAUCAAACAUGGUGCUGGUGUGUUUCAGCACCCUUGUUUUUCGCUGUUUUUAGCAAUGUUUCAUUGGUGCCAAAUGUCUUUAUUUUUUAACACGAAACUUUUAUUUAGCUGUAUUUGACAUAUUUUAGGGGCAGGUUCUCAGUACUAAUUUCCCUAAUUACCCAAGGAGAGGUUACUUGAUAUAUAGACCUAUGAGUUAAUAAUUCCAGUGAUAAUUGGUCACAACCGACUAUAUUGGAUGUCAAUACAUAUUGUCGAUAGCCUUGUCAGAGGUUUGUUAGCUACUUUAGUAAUGGCGGUUAUACUGUUGCUUAGCAACUCAGCUUGUAUAUUUGCGCAUGGUCUGUUAAUCAGCGAGCCUUGUCAGUGUUGACUGGUUCUUUGAUCCCUGAGAUUUCUUGUCUUUAAUUACCAUUAGCUUCUAAUGAUGAAACUGUGAACACUUACUGGGAAACAAGGAUAAGUUGAGCACCGACCUGACAAUUGACCCGUAUUAGCAUGUACGAGUGCCGCCCACUGGCGCUUGCCAUUGUUAGCGAAGGGGACCCAGGUUGUCCGCGAUCAAGUGUAGUGCCACUUGCUACACUGACGUGAGAGUCUUAUGAGCAUGGCGUCUGCAGCUACGCGUGGACUCAAUUUCAUCCUCAUGCAAUGCAUGUGCACUAGCCUACAUCUGCUCUACUUUUCAAAAACCAAAUGGGUUUGCUCAUUGCACCGCCUACUUCUCGAGUUCUCUGCGCCGGUCCAACUUAUCCUUGUUUGCCAGUAAUUUAACAUUUAAUGACAUGCUGUUAUUAGUAGCACAGGGAGCUAUGCUGCUAACUUGAUGGUGAUCAGUUAUAACACAAACAUUGGAUGAUGUUCAGAUCAACUGGUGUGAAAGUGUGCUCAGAGAAGCACCUUGCUUCCGCUUUCUGGGCAAUACCCCUAUUGUAUAUAUCAAUGCUCAUACUGUUGAUAACUGGAUUGUCUGGUCUAGGCUCAAUUAAUUACAGACCGCCACCAUAUAGCUGGAAUAUUGCUGAGCAUGGGGCUAAACAAUAAAGAAACAAGCAAACAUCUGGUCAGAAGCUCUUUCCACUUGACCAUGGAGAUUGUCUCAUUAAUGGUUCCUUGAUCACUUGGACAUCUGUUCCUUGAUCAGUUGGGUUCAGGCUCACCGACAUGGUUGACACAUGUCAUCGUAUCCCAAUUGUAUAGAUUGAUGCUCAUGAUCUUGACCACUGGAUUGCCUCAUCUAGACUCGAUUAUAUACUGAAUGCCACCAUAUAGCUGGAAUAUUGCUGACUGAGGCAUUUAAACAACAAACAAAUAAAUUGAUCAGUUGGGACCAAAAUGCUUCCAUUGUUCCACUUACUAAUGUUACCAUUUGUAAAAUUGACAAACAACAAUAAAGAAUGAUUUCAAAAUUU